This is a messenger RNA of Prinia subflava (tawny-flanked prinia), 1899 nucleotides long. RefSeq names its product interactor of HORMAD1 1 (gene IHO1). The record is from RefSeq and is a predicted model, not a curated record. Gene Ontology annotation, cellular component: condensed nuclear chromosome. The transcript is spliced from 8 exons. Bases 1 to 1896 code for a protein of 631 amino acids. Gene Ontology annotation, biological process: DNA recombination; meiotic DNA double-strand break formation; homologous chromosome pairing at meiosis. NCBI's taxonomy places the organism in Eukaryota, Metazoa, Chordata, Aves, Passeriformes, Cisticolidae.
AUGAAUUUCAACGUCUGGAACAUCAAGGAGAUGCUGAGCACACCGACAGCCCUCGGGCCUAAUAAGUUUUCCAUUCGGAGCAGCACUGCCAGUGACUACUCGAGCCUGAGUGAUUCUCAGCUGCUCUUUGGCUCCCAGUUCUGCCCAGAGAAUGUGCAGUCGGCAGCAGCACCGCUGGAGCUGGGCACGCAGCUGGGACAGCAGAACUCCCAGGAUAGUGAACCCAGUAUUUUUACCAAAUACCAGACAAAACCACAGUUAUUUGAUGAAGAAACAAGAGAAAAAGGGCCUCUUAAUUUUGGUGCAGUAAGAGUGAAAAGUGUCUUGGAAAAUUUUGAAGUGACUAAGAACAAAAUAAAGGACAAACAUGACCGUGAAGUCCUAAGCUCCUCUAUUUCCAACAUCAAAGACAGGCUUCAGGAGCUGCAAGUGUGCUUUGAGAAGUUUGAAGAAAUGUUUGAUUCCAAACUCAAAUCCAAUUUGGUUUGCCUAGAAACCCUUUCCAAGACAUUGGAAGAUGCUCUUCAAAGUCACUGCAGCUUGGUGCUGAAAGCUUUGUCAGAUAAAAGCCAAAUGGAGCAGGCACUGCUGGAGAUGGAGAGGAGACUUGCAGCCAAAGAUGUAGAGAUUUUGGAUAUGAAAUCCAGUAUCCAGCUGCUGAAAGAGAGUCUGGAGUCACUGCCAGCCCAGCUGAACGACCAGUUCCUGAAAACAUGUAAAGAACUUGGCUUCCUGAAGCUAUGCAAUACUUCAGCUGAGCAGCACACGCUUGUAUCUAGUGCCAGCCUGUCCCCUCACAUGACAGAUAAGUCUUUCCAGACCUCCCCUGGGCUGUGCCAACACUGUGUCCUGAGUGAGGAGCACCCACACAGGCCAUGCUGCCCAGGCAGGGGAGUUUGCAGAUGCUCAGGCUGGUCUCAUUUCCCCUGUGUGACAGUAGGGCAGCAACACAGAGACUCCCCUGGAAGGAACCAGGCCACCGGAGAUGGCACACCUAAGGGUGACCUAAACCCAGCCUCAGAAGACAAAGCCAGCCCCAUUGCUACAGCAGUGAAAUGCAGCUUGGAGACACAGAGCUGUGCUGCCCAUCCUUGUAUGUGCUGGGCUGGUAGACACUUUCUUGGGAGUAGUCAGAAGAAACACUGUCCUGUGCCACUGGAAGUGCCUCUACCAACCCCACUGAGGAAGGCAUUCAGGAGAGGCACUCGAGGGUUUAAACCCCUGACACCAUCACAGCAGCAACAGCCUCAAGUUUUCCACCAUUCUGCACAGAAAGCUACACCUGGGCAAAGACACAGCAACUGGUCCACAGAUCAUGAGGCGGAGAAGGCAGCUGUAGGGAAAAGAGCAAAACAGAGUCCAGGAAGGAUGUCCUGGAAAAAAGAAAUAGGCAGAAAGAAAACCUACUCCACUAAAAGGAAAGGCGAACACUCCGGAUGUGCUGACAGUGGGCUGAAGCAGAGGAAGGCAAAUGGAGUUAUUGAAUUGGAGAGCUCCAGAAAAAAUUUCCUUCCCAGAUACUUGGUUGAUCUCAAUUCAGAAAACUCUGACCUGGGUUUUGCAGCUCCCCAUCAGCAGAUCCUCAGCAGUGCUCAGCUGGGGCUUACGAAGAGUUUCCCACCAGUGCCACGCUCUGAUAAAAGUCUGCAACAACUUGCAAGCAGAAGAAAGAGAAGCCUUGAAACAAAAAAAACAAUGAAUGUUUCCAGUGUAAAAAGGUAUCUCUUGGAUUCCUCUCCCGAGGAGCAUAUACUUUCCCUGUGUAGUACAACAAGUGUAAAGCAAAUGAGCUGCUUCAGCCUCCAAACCCCCUCAAGCUCCAAGAAAUCACAUUCUAUCAAUCCACAGGACACAGAUUGUUGCUCUUUACUGUUUGAUGGUGAUUCUUCUGAUUGAAGG